This is a messenger RNA of Mollisia scopiformis, 712 nucleotides long. RefSeq lists its product as uncharacterized. Lineage: Eukaryota; Fungi; Ascomycota; Leotiomycetes; Helotiales; Mollisiaceae. The coding region runs from base 161 to 712 and encodes 183 amino acids. The transcript has 3 exons. The record is from RefSeq and is a predicted model, not a curated record.
CCCAAAUGUCCAAAACUCUGAACUGGUCCUUGCAAAUCAAUUCACGUGAACACUCUCAAAAGUUUUGUUGCAGGUCGCAACGGGGCUAAUCGUUCAUACCGCCUCAACUCUGAAAUCUGCUUCUCAAAGUUGACGAUUCUAAUCUGCAGCAAGAACCACUAUGCCAGAUACUAAAACGAGCGAUCAAAAAAAUGCCGGCAAAGAGAUAUCCGACCUGGCCGAACAACACAUUCAACAUGACCUCACCCAAUCCGACCGAGAUGCCUUGAAGAGCGCUUCUGGAACUUUUUCGACAUAUACAACGAUUGGAUCAUUACUUGGUCUUGGAUUGGGAGCUGCCAUGGCGUUUAGAGUGAGGAAGGUUCGGACGGAUUACUUCAAAGCGUUUAGGGCUAUAGAGAAGCCUACUCACGUGCAGUUUGCUAACGGUCGGACUGAGGCUUUACCGGACCUGACUCCGAUGCUCAAGCCAUCUACAGCUGGAGAUAUCGCAACGUACUUCUUCUUUAGUGCAGGAGGUUUGUUUGUUGGUGGUGAAACUGGCUUGUUGUUGGGUGGCUACAGUGCGAAGAGGACGAUUACAGGUGAUCCAGAGAGGAAAGCGAGAGUAGAGUCAGCGUUCAGGAAAUUCAAAGCUGAUGUUUUGAAGAGGCAGAUUGCUCAAUUGGAGAAAGAGGACAAUAAGGAGAGCACGCUUGAGAAGUGGUUUUGA